Messenger RNA from Hyla sarda, 4713 nucleotides. RefSeq names its product itchy E3 ubiquitin protein ligase (gene ITCH). The transcript has 24 exons. Gene Ontology annotation, molecular function: ubiquitin protein ligase activity; protein binding. The record is from RefSeq and is a predicted model, not a curated record. Gene Ontology annotation, biological process: protein K29-linked ubiquitination; protein K63-linked ubiquitination; protein K48-linked ubiquitination. Bases 262 to 2796 code for a protein of 844 amino acids. NCBI's taxonomy places the organism in Eukaryota, Metazoa, Chordata, Amphibia, Anura, Hylidae.
GUGCACGGCGUAAACCCACUGCGCAGGUGCCACACGCCCCUUCCACCUAAAAGCUUUAUUGCUUUUAGACAGUCCGUGUUAUGUCGCCCCUUGCGCAUGCGCAGUACACGCUGUCGUUUCCUCCUUUACACCACCGGCCGCUGCCAUCUUCACCGGGGCGGAAGAGGCGAGUAGAGAGACUUCGGUACUGACAGCGGUCCCGGGCCCCGGCGGUGUGGUGUCAGGCCGUUCCCUGGCGUGACACAGAUUUGGUGAAGGGAGAUGGAUGGAGGAACACCAAAACCAACCGUAAAUGGCUUCACCAUGAAAUCGCAGCUUCAGGUCACUGUGAUAUCUGCUAAACUGAAAGACAGCAGAAAAAAUUGGUUCGGUCCGAGCCCCUAUGUGGAAGUGUCAGUGGAUGGACAGUCCAAGAAAACAGAAACCCGAAAUAACACCCACAGCCCUAAAUGGAAGCAGCACCUUACUGUCAUUGUCACCCCGUUCAGCGUGUUAAAUUUCCGUGUAUGGAGCCACCAGACCUUAAAAUCAGACGCCCUCCUGGGCACCGCGUCGCUGAACCUGCAGGAAACCCUACUGGCUAAUAAUAUGAAGUUGGAGGAAGUGAUUGUGAACUUACAGCUGCAAGGAGACAGAGAGACAGUGGGUGACCUAUCGGUGUGUCUGAAUGGGCUGCAGGUAGAUCCAGAACUCCUGGCCAAUGGAGAUGCUUCUAGCUUGUUGGCUUCCAGCGAUAGCUCAAGACUACAGACGGAUUCCGCCUCUGCCAGCGCUGACAGUACAGACGGCACAAGUCCUAGUGAAAAUCUGCAAAGCAACGGCACCAAUUCACCUUCCUUGUCCAAUGGAGGGUUUAAACCCAGCAGACCACCCAGACCAUCCCGACCACCACCACCCACCCCUCCAACGGUGCCUGCCUCAGCCCCUCCUACUUUCAGCAAUUCUGAAAUUGCGGCAAACCUGGCCGGCAGCGCUCCUGCCUCAGGGACCGAGGUGACGCCUGGUGUGCCUCCUGUAUCCAGACAGAUUGUUCCUGUCAACAUUGAUAGCCAGAGAAUUGGAGCCCAAGGAGCCCUACCCCCGGGCUGGGAGCAGCGCGUAGAUCAGAGUGGACGCGUGUAUUUUGUGGAUCAUGUGGCAAAAAGGACGACGUGGGACAGACCAGAGCCUCUUCCCCCUGGGUGGGAGCGCCGCGUGGAUAACAUGGGGAGAAUCUACUACGUAGACCACAUAACGCGGACAACCACGUGGCAGAGGCCCACCAUUGAAUCUGUACGGAACUACGAGCAGUGGCAGUUCCAGCGUAACCAUCUACAAGGGGCAAUGCAGCAAUUCAACCAGAGGUUCAUCUAUGGGAACCAAGAUUAUAGUCAAAAUAAAGAGUAUGAUCCCUUGGGGCCAUUACCUGCUGGAUGGGAAAAGAGGACAGACGGAAAUGGCAGAGUGUAUUUUGUGAACCACACAACACGGACGACGCAGUGGGAGGAUCCAAGAAAUCAGGGACAACUGAAUGAGAAGCCAUUGCCGGAGGGCUGGGAGAUGAGGUUUACGGUGGACGGGGUUCCAUAUUUUGUUGAUCACAAUAGAAGAACCACAACGUAUAUUGAUCCUCGGACCGGAAAAUCUGCCUUAGAAAACGGGCCCCAGAUCGCGUACGUACGGGAUUUUAAAGCUAAGGUGCAAUACUUCAGGUUCUGGUGUCAGCAACUCUUCAUGCCACAACACAUCAAGAUCACCGUCAAUAGGAAAACCUUGUUUGAGGAUUCCUUCCAGCAGAUUAUGAGCUUUAACCCACAAGACCUGAGGAGAAGACUUUGGAUAAUUAUUCCUGGAGAGGAGGGGCUGGACUACGGAGGCGUCGCGAGGGAGUGGUUUUUCCUUCUCUCCCAUGAAGUCCUUAACCCCAUGUACUGCCUGUUCGAGUAUGCUGGAAAAGACAACUACUGCCUGCAGAUAAACCCCGCCUCCUACAUCAACCCCGACCAUCUGCGCUACUUCCGCUUUAUCGGAAGGUUUAUCGCCAUGGCUUUAUUCCAUGGGAAGUUUAUAGACACCGGAUUCUCUUUACCGUUCUAUAAGCGAAUAUUAAAUAAACCCGUGGGGCUGAAGGAUUUGGAAUCUGUGGACCCCGAAUUCUACAAUUCUCUCAUCUGGAUCAAGGAAAACAACAUAGAAGAGUGUGGGCUGGAAAUGUUCUUUUCUGUAGAUAAGGAGCUCCUCGGGGAGGUAAAAAGCCAAGACCUAAAGCCGAAUGGAAGCAACAUCCAGGUGACGGAGGAGAACAAGGAGGAGUAUAUACGGCUUGUGGCGGAGUGGCGAUUGUCUCGUGGUGUGGAGGAGCAGACACAGGCGUUCUUCGAGGGCUUCAACGAGAUUCUCCCCCAGCAGUACUUACAAUAUUUUGAUGCCAAAGAGUUGGAGGUCCUUCUAUGUGGGAUGCAGGAAAUUGAUUUGAAUGACUGGCAGCGAAACGCAAUCUACCGGCACUACACAAGGACCAGCAAGCAAAUUGUUUGGUUCUGGCAGUUUGUUAAAGAAAUUGACAAUGAGAAGCGCAUGAGACUCCUCCAGUUUGUUACCGGGACUUGCAGGUUACCAGUUGGAGGCUUUGCCGAUUUAAUGGGGAGCAAUGGGCCUCAGAAAUUCUGCAUCGAGAAGGUCGGGAAAGAGAACUGGCUGCCCAGAAGUCACACGUGCUUUAACCGCCUGGAUCUUCCACCUUAUAAAAGCUUCGAGCAGCUGAAGGAGAAAUUGCUCUUUGCUAUAGAAGAGACAGAAGGAUUUGGCCAAGAGUGAGAAGCGGCUGAUGUAUCCGGCCCAAUGUGUGAGCUGAUCCCCCUCCUCCGCCUGGCUCCAUUCUUCUAUUUUUGUUUUAGUUUUUUCUACUCAAGGAUUGACUCUUCAGUGAUGGCGUCUUGUCUCCUAUCAUGAACGGUCUAUGUCCUCAUAUAUCACCAGGAGAAUCAUGGCUGCCUGUACGUCCAGUACAGCGUUCAUUCUAUUCCAGUCUUCCAGGGAUGUGACACUAUGCAUCCUGCGUGGGGGAUAACAUUCACUGCGUUAUACCUCAGGGCACCCGCAGCCCAUCGAGCUGUAUAUAGCCAUAUUUAUUAUGCACUACGGGCGGGUGUCCUGCGGCGUAACGCUCACCACUCAGUUACCCGUCACGCUUUUUAAUGAAGGCGGUGGGAGGUGUUGCUUUUACGUCUGUAGAGAGCGGGACGUGGCCGGACGGUCGUGUCACCUCGGAGAUCGCACAGAAUGGCAGAUUUCUAAUAGACAUCUCGUCCCCGUUGGUUUAUUACGUCCAUGUGACCUGUCCGCGCUCUCUGUACAGAAUAUAAAGGCAACCGUUAUAACUUUCGCACAGAUCAUGAUGUUAAGUUUGUAUAUUCGUAAGCGCGCAUGCUUUCUGCGUCUUAGCGGACCAUUGUAGAUUGUGUUAAGUCUUAAGUUUUUCGAUCGGUCUGUACUCUGUGUAUAAUUUUUGUACUCUUGCUGGAGGCGGAUAUCCUCCGCUUUCUGUGUCUGAGCAUGAAGUCAGUACAUAUGGCAAUGUUUUCCCAACCAGUGUGCCUCCAGCUGUUGCAAAACUACAACCCCCCCAGCAUGCCCGGACAGCCAGAGGCUUUUCUGCUUCCUCCAGAGGAUCCAUACUGUCCCUAAAAGGUAAAUCAAGGCUUCAUUUUUAACACCUUUUGUAAUAAAGGUAAAUCAAGGCUUCAUUUUUAACACCUUUUGUAAUAAAGGUAAAUCAAGGCUUCAUUUUUAACACCUUUUGUAAGGCUGGGUUCACACCACGUUUUUGCAAUAGAGUUCCCGUAUACGUUUUCAAUAUGAAAACCGCACGGAACAGUUUUGAAAACCGUAUGCAUUGACUCUCCAUUGAAAACCGUACGCCAAAAGAUGCAUCAGGUUGUGUCUUUUGCCUCCUGUAUGGUUUUGUCAGUUUUUUUUCCCCGUACCCAAAACCGUAGCCUACCACGGUUUUUGGUCCGGGUGAAAAAACGUAUUGAAACAUAUAGUUAUUUUGUUAACAUGGGAGUCAAUGGGAACUGUACAGAACCGUUUUGCGUAAGGUUCCAUACGGUUUUUGACUUUGCACAGUUUUUUUUUUUUUCUUGGAAUUUCAAUCAAACAAGUGAAACUUUAUGUAUAAUGGAGUGAAAAGUUAAAAACGUAUACAUUUUUUUCAUAAAAAAACGGAUGCAACUGGACAUAAUUUUUCAAACCGUAUACGGAUUAAAAUUUGUACACACGUUUUGAUACAGUUUAGUCAGGUUUUGAGGAAUCAGUUUUUUUUCUUUUAGCAAAAACCUGAUUCGGGAACUGUAUUGCAUAAACGUGGUGUGAACCCAGCCUAAUAAAGGUAAAUCAAGGCUUCCUUUUUAACACCUUUUGUAAUAAAGGUAAAUCAAGGCUUCCUUUUUAACACCUUUUUGUAAUAAAGGUAAAUCAAGGCUUCCUUUUUAACACCUUUUGUAAUAAAAAAAAAAAAAUAAAAAAAAAAAAAAAGGAAGAGGUGCUCCAAUGGUGAAGAAUCACCAGGCACUGGGUUAGGAAACUGGAAUCGUCGCUUACCGCAGAUGGUUGUGUCAAACCAUACACAACAAUGGGAUGAGCAUAUGGAGGACACGGUCCAGUCUGCGGCCUUCCCAGAAAUCAAGGUAGAUAGGAACAGGUAACUUCUGACACAGGUGGGAACAUGUUGGC